UUUAUCAUGGACCGUGGUGCCUAUUUUUUUUUGUAGUCGAUUUGUAACCAGAAAUCUGAAUUGCGAGUAAUUUCAUCAUUUAUAAACAUACUUUGAUCACGGUCGAGACCGAUUGAUCGAUUUUCUGUACGAAUUCUUUUCGAAUUUCGCCAGCCCUCAACAAAACGAUGGGUAAACAUAAGAAGGCCAUCAGUUCGGACGAAUCAUCCGAAUUUAGCGACGAUGAUAUGAGCAUGGCUAAGAAGAAGAAACGCUCCAAAGCUUCGUCACCGCCUAGUCGUAGCUAUACAACAAAGACCAAGAAAAAGUCCUCGAAGAAGCCUAUUUACGAUUCUGAUUCGUCAUCUUUGUCUGAAGGGGAAAUAGCCUCAGAUGAAGAGCCAAAGAGGAAACAACAGAACCGGAAGCGGCCUGGAAAAAAAUAUGACAUGUCUGAUGAUUCAACGGAGAGCAGCGAUGAGUCUGAUAUUCAAAGUCCAGUCCAAGAGAUUAGCCAGGUUAGCGAAUCUUCUGAAGAUUCUGAAGAAGAAUUCAAUGAUGGUUAUGAUGAAGAGUUGAUGGGAGAUGAUGAAGAUAGAGAACGUCUUGCACAAAUGACUGAAAAAGAACGAGAAACUGAAAUAUUUAAACGCAUUGAAGCUAGAGAAAUAAUGAAAACAAGAUUUGAGAUAGAGAAAAAGCUCAAACGUGCUAGGAAAAAGGAAAUGAAAGAACAAAAAUCAUUAGAAAGAAGCAUGUCCUCGAACAGAUCAGACUCACCAUAUUCAGGUUCUAUUCCUCUAGAUUUAAAAGAUCGUGUGAAGGAAAGAAAGAAAAAUGUUGAAGAAAAUAAAGGAAAAGGAGACAAAAAAGCUGCAAUGAGCUUGUUAAAAGCAAGAAGAGAAGAAAAACGAGAAAGAGAAGAAGAAAAAGAAAAACAACUUAAGAAAGACAUGGAGAAAAAAGCAGACGAUGACGAUGAAGAAACUAGUGAUAAACAAAGUGAUCAAAAUCAAUCCAAAUUAAAAGCUUCAGACAUAUAUUCGGAUGACAGUAAUUCUUCUAGUGACACUGAUUCGAGUGAAUCGGUUAAAAAAUCAAGCCGUCACUUUUUUGACUCUGACUCAGAUACCAAUGAGAAAAAAGUACAUUAUAUUACAAAACGAGAUGAAUUGAAUAAAAUUAGAUUGUCAAGAUUUAAAAUGGAAAAAUUCGUGCACUUGCCAACAUUCGAGAAAACUGUUAUAGGUUGUUUUGUUCGUAUUGGAAUCGGCAAUUAUAAUGGAAUUCCUGUUUAUAGAGUUGCUGAAAUUUGUAACGUUUGCGAAACAGCUAAAGUAUAUCAGUUGGGAAGUACUCGUACUAACAAAGGAUUAAGACUUAAGCAUGGAACUAAUGAAAAAGUUUUUCGUUUGGAAUUUAUAAGCAAUCAAGAGUUUACAGAGAGUGAGUUUGUUAAGUGGAAAGAGCUAUGUCACAUGAAUAGAAUACCAUUACCUACUCUUGCUGAACUUGAAAUGAAAGUGAGAGAUGUUAAAGCUGCUCUGGCAUAUCAAUUCAAAGAAGAAGAUGUUGAACAGAUUGUUCGAGAGAAAGAGCGUUUCAAAACAAACCCCCAUAAUUAUGCAAUGAAAAAGACUUCAUUAAUGAAAGAUAGAGAUGAUGCACAAGCUCUUGGCAAAGUAGAAGAAGUUUUGAGAAUUGAACAGCAACUAUCAGAUUUAGAAGAGCGGGCAAAUCAUUUAGACAAAAUGAGAACAAGCACAAUAUCUAGUAUAAGUUACAUAAAUGAUAGAAACCGUAAGCGAAAUGUUGAAGAAGCUGAAAAAGCUAUUUUGGAGGAACUCAAGGCUAAUAAAGGAAAAAAAAUUGAUGACCCAUUCACUCGUAGAAGUACAAAACCAUGUAUGAAGUUUAGAGCAAAAACAAAUUCUGCUAUUGACGGUUCAAUAGUUCCGGAAGUUGAAGAAUCCAAAACUGAUAUUGAAACCAAUAAUGACGUUAAGAAUGAUAGUAGUUCAUCAAAAAGCAAUGUGAUGAAGGGCGAUGAUUUAUAUGCAGUACAUGACUUUGAUAUUGACUUAAACAUACAGUUACCAAUUUAGGUAUUUAAUAUUAACUAUAUAAAAAAAAAAGAAAGAGUUCUUGUGAGUUAUUUUGUAAAUAUAAUUAAGUAAAGUAACUAUUAUAGAAUUGUGACUUGUAA
Molecule: messenger RNA, 2185 nt
Organism: Rhopalosiphum maidis (corn leaf aphid)
Lineage: Eukaryota; Metazoa; Arthropoda; Insecta; Hemiptera; Aphididae
Gene: Rtf1
Product: RNA polymerase-associated protein Rtf1
Exons: 13
Coding region: 168-2084 (638 amino acids)
Cellular component (GO): Cdc73/Paf1 complex
Molecular function (GO): RNA polymerase II C-terminal domain phosphoserine binding; DNA binding
Source: RefSeq, a predicted model, not a curated record